Molecule: messenger RNA, 1524 nt
Organism: Lates calcarifer (barramundi perch)
Lineage: Eukaryota; Metazoa; Chordata; Actinopteri; Centropomidae
Product: zinc finger protein 239-like
Exons: 3
Coding region: 601-1524 (307 amino acids)
Biological process (GO): regulation of transcription by RNA polymerase II
Molecular function (GO): RNA polymerase II cis-regulatory region sequence-specific DNA binding; DNA-binding transcription factor activity
Source: RefSeq, a predicted model, not a curated record
AAAGCCACAGUGAGCGACAUCCUGGACUCGGUGGACAGGACCCUGUCCGAGUACCAGGGUACGAUACAGAGGAUCGAGUCUGAAAAUGAGGGCCUGAAGCGGCUGCUGCUCGCACACAAGAGCAGGGAGUCUGCAGCGAGAGAUAUCCACAAACAAGAUGCCACAGAGAAGCUUUUGACUCCAGGAUGGAGCAGUCGUCCGAUCAGUUCCACCCAGUCCAUAUGCAGCAGUGACAAGAAGAGCUGCAGGAGGAAGCAUAAAGACAAGUUGAGGGAGAGUGUACCCUCUGCCUCCUUCUUUCUGCAGACCAAUCACAUGGUGGAACAACCAUGUGUGAACAUGUCAGAGGCCCAGACCAAGACUCCAGAGGCGGUGACGGUGAAGUUAAAGUCACCAUUGUUUCUGACAGCUACAUUCAAGAUGGACAGUUCAUUAAGAAAGAGGAGGAGGAGCAGCAGAAUGGGGUGUUGCAGUAUGGUGACAACGACUGUUUCUCUAAGCAGGAGUUGAAGCAUGCGUUGAGAUAUUACCCUGAAUCACAAGAUCAUGAGGGAGUAAGCAGAGAGGUUGCAGAUCCAGAAGAAGAGACGCACAAGGAAAAUGAUUCGCCCACUGUUCCCGCGGACGAGUUUUUUGGAGAUCCAUGACAACUUCUUGCGCUGUCCCACCUGUCCCAAAACAUUUAGCCGAGCAACCUCGCUCAACAUCCACAUCAAGACUCACAGCGCAGAGAAGGUGCACAGCUGCAGCUACUGCGGCAAACGCUUCGGCCGGGCUGACCUCCUCAAAUCCCACAAGCGCACCCACACGGGUGAAAGACCCUACAGCUGCAACACCUGCAGCAAAACGUACGCCCACCCCAGCCAGCUCAGGAUACACAAACGCAUACACACUGGAGAGAAACCGUAUUCCUGCUCACACUGCGGGAAGCGCUUCAACGAGCACAACCAGCUCAAAGUCCACUUGCGGACUCACACCGGGGAGAGGCCUUACAGCUGCAAGGAGUGCGGCAAAACAUUCAGCAACGCAGGGAACCUGCGCAUACACGAGAGGAUCCACACCGGCGAGAAGCCGUACUGCUGCGCUCAGUGCGGGAAAAGGUUCAACGGCUUGGGCGAUCUGAAAACGCAUUACAGGAUUCACACCGGAGAGAGGCCUUACAGCUGCGAGCUGUGCAAGAAGACCUUCAGCCAGACGGGCCACCUCACCAUACACAUGAGGAUGCACACAGGGGAGAGGCCGUACAGCUGCAACGAGUGCGGCAAGAGGUUCACGGUGGCCAGCAGCCUCAAGCUGCACCAGAGGACUCACACGGGGGAGAAGGAGUACAGCUGCUCGUACUGCAGCAAGAACUUCAGCAGGUCGGGCCACCUGAAGAGACACGAGCUGGUCCACACCAAAGAGAAGGUCUUCCUCUGCAGCCAGUGUGGAAAGACCUACACGGACCAGUCCUCCCUGAAGAAGCAUUUUGAAAAUGCACGCGGCCAAGGAGCAGAGGGGUCAGGGCGAGGGAAGCACCAGUGA